Messenger RNA from Aegilops tauschii subsp. strangulata, 1050 nucleotides. Lineage: Eukaryota; Viridiplantae; Streptophyta; Magnoliopsida; Poales; Poaceae. The record is from RefSeq and is a predicted model, not a curated record.
AUGUGGCUGUAUGAGGGGCCGGGUGACUACACUCGGGUGCAUCCUGAAGAUCUCACCAAGAAGGAGGUGGGAGCCAAGAUCAAGGCCAUCACCUGCGCCUGCGACAACCAGCGAGGGACUCGGUUGGUGCCAGCCUUUCACAAGGACAUGCCGCCUAUCGAGGUAUUUGGCUCUGAUUCUGUCGGCUUAACUGUAGGACUUCCAGAAACUGAUCUCCAGGAUCCCAUGGUGGACCGCUCGCCUCAAGAUGUGACGAAUGACACCGAGCAGCAGUACUCGGAGAGGUCCGAUGAUGACGAAAGUGAUGACGACGACGAUGACGAUGAGGAUGAGAGUUCAAAGGAGGGGGAAGAGGCGGAGUCCUCUCCAUCUUACGAGGCCCACAAAGAACCCCGUUCCAAGGCGCUGCAUGACCCAAAGGGCAACGCAGGAGAAACUCAAAAGCCGACUACUUCUGGUCGGGCGACUCGGAGUUCCAAGCGCGCCCCUACGCUGCUAGAUCUCUUCGGCACGAUGCACGAAGACAUCUGGAAGGUGCUCUUCGAGGCCGGCGAGGCACCACCGCCGAUGACUGAGAAUCGUGGGCUUAGCUUAAAGCGCCAGGCUAAUUCGGCGUCGCUGCUUGCUGCCACCGCUCAUACUGCGGAGGUCUCCGGUCUGAAGCAGAGCCUAGAGCGGGCCAAUGAAGAGCUCGGCCUCGUAAAGAAGCAGCUUGAGGACAACCAAGGCCGCCGUCUCCCUCGCCGCUCCUCGCCGCCCGCCGCCCUUGCAGUUCUACAUGCCGAGGAGGCUGUAGAACCGCGAGUAGUCGCCGCCGUCAUCGUCGUCGUCAUCGUCGUCGUCGCCUCCUCCGCGGCCGCCGUCCCUGCUGCAACCGUCCCCGGUUGGCGUGGCGGGUUGGACGGUCCGGGGGCGUCCUCGUCGUCGUCGCUAUCGAGGAUCACGACACUGUGCUCGUCCUCGCGCCCACGUUUGCGGGCGGCUAUCUCCUCCAGGGCCCGGCCUCCAGACCAUCUCAUCGCGGAGGUAGUCGUCCCGCGCCCACUGUAG